This is a messenger RNA of Mercenaria mercenaria, 3007 nucleotides long. RefSeq names its product branched-chain-amino-acid aminotransferase-like. The record is from RefSeq and is a predicted model, not a curated record. Bases 4 to 1227 code for a protein of 407 amino acids. The transcript is spliced from 11 exons. Gene Ontology annotation, cellular component: mitochondrion. Gene Ontology annotation, biological process: L-valine biosynthetic process; L-leucine biosynthetic process. Gene Ontology annotation, molecular function: branched-chain-amino-acid:2-oxoglutarate transaminase activity. Lineage: Eukaryota; Metazoa; Mollusca; Bivalvia; Venerida; Veneridae.
UUGAUGAUGCUUAGAGUAGAGUCCCCUGCAAAUAUGGCUGCUGUCGGAAUAUUUAAUGUGUCUCGUUCUCUCUUGGUUCAGUGUGUUCAGAGACCAAUCUACAGAUGCUAUGCUGCUUCCAGUGCAGUUUCUACAUUUAAGGCAAAAGAUGUAGAGAUUAUACAGACUAAGUCACCAGCACCCAAACCAGAUGUUGGCAACUUGAAGUUUGGGCAUCAUUUUUCUGACCAUAUGCUUGAAAUAGAGUGGAACAAUGAGAGUGGAUGGGGACAGCCAAAAAUUUGUCCUGUACACAACUUUGAAAUGCAUCCGGCAGCAAAGUGCUUACACUAUGCAACUGAGUUGUUUGAAGGAAUGAAAGCUUACCGUGGGGAUGACAACAAGAUUCGAAUGUUCCGACCAAUGGAGAAUAUGAAAAGAAUGUUAUCUACCUCGGAAAGAGCCUGUUUACCACUAUUCGAUGGCAGAGAGCUUGUAGAACUGACCAAGAAGUUGAUUGCAAUAGAUGCUGACUGGGUUCCUAAGGCAACGAAAGAACAACCAAGUUCACUAUACAUCCGACCAACACUUAUAGGCACGGAGCCGACACUUGGUGUUAUACGGUCAAACAGAGCCACACUGUUCGUGUUAAUAGGACCUGUUGGACCCUACUACCCGACAGGAAUGGCCCCAGUGAAGCUUCUAGCUGACCCCCAGUUUGUGCGGGCAUGGCCUGGAGGAUCUGGAGGAUUCAAGAUGGGAUGUAACUAUGCCCCCACCCUGGCUAUACAGAAUGUUGCCGAGAAACAUGGCUGUCAGCAGGUGCUCUGGUUGUUUGGAGAGGAUCAUCAGCUUACAGAGGUCGGCGCUAUGAACUUGUUCACUUUCUGGGUGAAUGAGCAGGGAGAGAAGGAGCUAGUGACUGCACCUCUGAAUGGACUUGUGCUGCCAGGUAUCACCAGGAAGAGUUUACUAGAACUAGGACGCCAAUGGGGAGAAUUCAAAGUAACCGAGAGAGAUUACACAAUGAAAGAGGUGACAAAAGCACUUAGUGAAAACAGGUUGCUAGAAAUGUUUGGGGCAGGGACAGCUUGUGUGGUCAGUCCAAUUGAAGGGAUCCAGUAUAAAGGAGAAAUGCUCAAAAUUCCAACAAUGUCAAACCCAGAAAUAACCAACAAAUGUAUGAAGGAAUUGCUUGAUAUACAGUAUGGACGAACACAGAGUGACUGGACAGAAUUAGUAGAGUGAUGUCUCCAUGGAAGCAGAAGUGGAAUUAUGGGAUGUAGACAGAAACCAGUCAGCUGGUCUGCAGGUGUCUGUGUUUGAAAUGGCAUAACAAAUCUAGAUCUGGAAUUUGUAAUGAUUUUCUGUCCAUAGUAAAGAAAAUGUCAUAUCACUUUUAAAUUAUGCACCAAAUAUUUUACGAGAUGGUAUUUUAAGCUGGAUUUGAAUUGGUAGUGUCAUUAUGUAUCAUAUAUGAAAAUGUUUAUUUGGAUUUUGAUUUAAACCUAUAAGAAUUUUCUGUACCCUUUGAAGUAAUGUCAUAUUACUAGCCCUGCUCCAUGUAGGUAUUUUUGCAUUACUGUGAAAUCAGUAUUUUUGUGGUGGAAUAAAUUUCGGGGUUGAGUCUAUCCGCAGAAUUUAAUCCCAGUGGGGCAGUAAAAAUAACAUUUAUUUCAUGUUCAGAGGUUAGAGUCUACAAAUUUAUAACCCUACUGAAAAGCGUUUUGGCUAAAAUCACGGAACUUCAUACCCAGAAAAUUGAAAGAUAUCACUGUAUAUUUUAAGCAGAAUUUGAAUUGAAAAUUACAGACUAAAAACAUUAAAGUAAAUAUGUUUUGGACAUUGGGUACUAGCUAAUCAUUUAUACUAGAUUGUUGUAUAAUUUCAAUUGUAAUUGAAUUGCACACUUCAGUUAAGAUAUUGCAAAACAAACUUAACCUUUAGCCGGCUGGCGGCAAGUGAUUCUGCCUUUGCGUGCAGGCUGAUCAUGGUCUGCACUGUUGGCUAUUCAGUCAGUAAAUUUUCAGUGAACAUCCCUUCGAAUAAUAAAUGGUAUUGCCUAAAUUGAAUGGACAAGUCCAUUGUAGAAAUUUGGCAGGGUAAAGGUUAAAGAGACGUUGGUUGAACUGCACCAGUAUUACACAUUGUUAAGAUAUUGCUUUUAAAUGCACUCUUUGUAGAUUGAAUUACUGUUGUAGUCAUUUUAUUGGCAAUCAUUUUUUUAUCAAAUUAAACAUAGUAACAUGUAAAAGGACAAAAAGAAGUCAUUUGAUAUUUUAUGUUUUUAGCAUGGCAGUCAAAAAAUUAUGUAAAAUCAAGUUAAAGUUAGUGUUUUUGUCAAAAAAAAGAGAAAAAGAAAUUUGUAAAUUUACAGGUUGUAAUUCACCGAGUGAGAGAUCUGUGAUACGUACAUGUAUGCAUUAUGUCAUUGUUGUAGUAAGAUAUUAGACGGUCUUUGAUAAUUAAAGAGGCUGCAAUUUCAUUCUUGUAUGCUUACAUGUAGUGAAUUCCUUUACAUAUUUCAAUAAAAUUAUUCUAGAGUUGUCCAAUAACUUUAAUUGAAUCACACACUACAGGUAAAUAUACAUGUUUAAAAUAUGAAGUUUAGUUUUAACAUGCAGAAUUGAGUGUUUAAGGCUACAUUUUAUGACUGGCCAGCAAUUUCUGAAGUUUUUUUAACCAAGAACACUUACUGAAAUAAGUCUUGAAAUCUGACAUGUAUGCGUACCAUAAAAGUAUGAAAUAUCAACCUCUCACACUGUAUUGUGUAUUGUCUGAUUUGAUUUUCCAACCAGAAAACUAUCUUUUGAUUAGAUAAAAAAAAGGUUUUAAUCAGCAAGACUGUUAAAACAGACAGCUUUAGGAUAAUUCAGGCUAGUGUUUCAAGUAAACCAGAUUGUACGAUAGAUUAAAGCUAUUACAACAGUAAUAGCCAUUGUUAUAAUACUGUAGCAAUAAUGGUUAAUUUUAGCUCAUUUAAGCCAUUUUUAUGAUAAUGGCUGUUUACCAUUAAUGGCUAUCAUUU